Messenger RNA from Cyprinodon variegatus (sheepshead minnow), 499 nucleotides. RefSeq names its product cytochrome P450 2J1-like. The transcript is spliced from 3 exons. Gene Ontology annotation, cellular component: intracellular membrane-bounded organelle; cytoplasm. Gene Ontology annotation, molecular function: iron ion binding; heme binding; oxidoreductase activity, acting on paired donors, with incorporation or reduction of molecular oxygen, reduced flavin or flavoprotein as one donor, and incorporation of one atom of oxygen. Gene Ontology annotation, biological process: xenobiotic metabolic process. The annotation marks the transcript as partial. The record is from RefSeq and is a predicted model, not a curated record. Lineage: Eukaryota; Metazoa; Chordata; Actinopteri; Cyprinodontiformes; Cyprinodontidae.
UGAUUCACCCAUUCUUUAUGCUCAGUUUGCAGAAAAGUACGGGGAUGUUUUCAGCAUUUGCCUCUUUGGUGAAAGAAUUGUCAUCAUUAGUGGCUACAAGUUCACAAGGGAGGCUUUGGUCCAGCAAGGAGAGAACUUUGUAGAUCGCCCCAGCAUCCCAAUCUUUGAAGACUUAAUUGGACAGAAAGGUCUUGUAGGUUCCAGUGGUCAUUUAUGGAAGACACAAAGGAGAUUUGCUCUUCAAACACUCCGAAACUUUGGCCUGGGCAAGAAAACCAUGGAGAGAUCCAUCCAACAAGAGUGCCAGUACCUCACAGAGGCUUUUGCUGAACAUAAAGGUCAGCCCUUCAAUUCCCAGACACUUGUGAACAACGCUGUGUCCAACAUUAUCUGCUGUUUGGUCUUUGGGAACAGAUUUGAGUACAGUGACAUGCAGCAGCAGGUGAUUCUCCAAAGAAUCAAUGAGACUGUUCGUUUACAGGGAAGCAUGGCAGUGCAG